GAAGAGAAGGACGGGUUAGCCCUCGUGCCCGCCUCCCCUCCGUCCCUCACGCUUAAAAAGAGAGGCAGACGGAGCCGACUGUCACUCACGCUGAAGAAUGAGGUCCUUAAAGCACCUGAAACUUCACAGCAGGAGGAGCGUGGAGGAGGCGAGCCGGCGCCUGGGUAGAUGUGAGCCCAAGGUAAUGGCCAGGCUGGUGGACAUAAGCACACAGACAGAUCCCGUAGUUGUGCUGUCCUUGGCCCAGGCCGCCGUGCUAGGUCUCAUCUCCCAGAAUGAAGUGUUUGGAGCUACCAUCGCACCCAAUGGCUUCUACACCGGCGAACCCAAAGAGUCCCCUGCACCGCCAGUAGACGGAGUCGACUACGAGUACGCAGACCAGCUUAUCGGCGCCAACGGAGAUUACCUCGGAGACAACUUAGGAGAAGACGGACAGAUGCAGCCCAGCUGCAGCCAGAGGCGGUGGCAACAGGCGGCACCACCACCGCAACACGUGGACACCAAAAUGGUCCUCCCUGACCGUCACGCCCUCCAAGGCGGUGACGUGAACUCCUCCCUCGUGAAAGGGGAAGGGGUGACCUCUGCUAUGCCCUCUUGCGUCCACAUGCUGAACAAUAUGGCGCCCAGAGGGGGAUUAAUUCAGGUAGAUCCAGCCACUCUCAGAGGCCCCAACAAGAACUGUGCAGAGUGCGAGCGCGAAGUCACCAACCAGCAGCAAGCAAACACUCACGUCCAUCCUCCGCCUGCCCAAGUGGUACAUAGAGGCGCAGAGCAGGGUCACAGGGGACUCCAGCCCCAGCGCCCAAUGGGGGGCCACUGUCGAGGAGCUAGAGAGGACGAAGAGGAGGUAGAACACCAGGGCAACGCUAUGAUGAAGCCCAAUCAGCAGGAGGAAGCUAUCAGCAGCUACUUUCAGACCAGUGAGGUGGGCAGCUAUGACUCUACAGAAAUGGGCAUGGGCGGCGAGUACGAAGAUGGUGGCCAGAGCAUGAUGUGGACGGACGGGAGCGGCGGAGCGCAGCAUCCGCAGCCCCCGCACCUUCAGCCUCCCCGGCGACAUGGGGGCCGCAGAGUGGACCGGCUGGACAUAAACAUCCAGAUUGACGAGUCGUACUGCGUGGAUGUUGGAGACGGCCUCAAGCGCUGGAAGUGUCGCAUGUGUGACAAGUCCUACACGUCCAAGUACAACCUGGUCACGCACAUCCUGGGCCACAACGGCAUCAAACCACACGCCUGCCCGCACUGCGGGAAGCUCUUCAAGCAGCCCAGUCACCUCCAGACCCAUCUGCUGACCCACCAAGGAACGCGGCCCCACAAGUGCACCGUCUGCAAGAAGGGCUUCACCCAGACCAGCCACCUAAAGCGACACAUGCUCCAGCACACCGACGUCAAGCCAUACAGCUGCCGGUUCUGCCGCCGGGGCUUCGCCUAUCCCAGCGAGCUGCGGGCGCACGAGGUGAAGCACGAGCGCGGCCGCUGCCACGUCUGCUCACAGUGCGGCAUGGAGUUCCCCACCUACGCCCACCUCAAACGGCACCAGACCAGCCACCAGGGCCCACACACCUUCCAGUGCACUGAGUGCAACAAGUCUUUUGCAUACCGGAGCCAGCUCCAGAACCAUCUGCUGAAGCACCAGAGCCCGCGGCCUUACACCUGCUCCCAGUGCGGCCUGGAGUUUGUGCAGCUCCACCACUUACGUCAGCACUCGCUAACUCAUAAGGGAAUGAAGGGCCACAAGUGCGAGGUGUGUUCCCGGGAGUUCACCCUGUCCGCCAACCUCAAGAGGCACAUGCUCAUCCACAACAGCGUCCGGCCCUUCCAGUGUCACGUCUGCUUCAAGAGCUUCAUCCAGAAGCAGACCCUGAAGACCCACAUGAUCGUCCAUCUGCCUGUGAAGCCUUUCAAAUGCAAGGUCUGUGGGAAGUCCUUCAAUAGAAUGUACAACCUGCUGGGCCACAUGCAUCUCCAUGCUGGCAAUAAGCCCUUUAAGUGUCCUUACUGCACCAGUAAGUUCAACCUGAAGGGGAACCUCAGCAGGCACAUGAAGGUCAAACAUGGCAUGGACGUCUCACCAGAAGGUCAAGAAACUCUUCCAGAAAUGGAGAGCCAAGGCGAAUACGAAGGCCAGAACUUUAACUUUACAUCACCAGACAAUAUGGACAACAGCGGUUCCCAAAACCUCACAAAACUCACCACAGCGAACAUGGAGGACAUGGAGGAAUAUUACAAUUUCGGGAAGGAUACGAGCAGCUACACCACACCCUCGGGCCUCCUUCCAGAAUCUGACGGACGAUGAUGGGAGGCCUGGAAGGAGGCGCGCUUCAAAGGAGCCGUUUCAACCCUCCGGCCGCCUUCAGCAGAGACUCUGAAGCUGCUGAUUGUGGUCUGGAAGCUCCUUUCACAUAAUAACUAGACUUACUGACUCACAAACUGUCACUGAUGGACAGUCAAAAACCUCUAUGUUGUGUGUAUGUAUCAGUUACUUAAAAAGAAGAAAACACUGCAGAUGUGAUUAAAAAAAAAAAAAGAGUCAUCGUUCGCCAUCUUCGUUCACACGGCAUCGUAUUCUGGACUGAAAGUGCCAGCUAGAAACAUUUUACGGCUCAUCUUCCACCCUGUCCACCUGUUGCUCAUUAAAUACUGAAGUUUUGAUAAAUAGUCACCGCAUAUUUAUAGAUUUCAGGUCAAAAACUGCUGGCAUGUAAAAGCCCUUUCACUGUACAGAGGUUUUCUGCGACAUGCAGCGUGUUUACCCACCGUUUCUAUUCCACAUGGUCUAGCUUUACAUGAAUAAUCUAUCCUGUGUAGUGAAUAUAUCACUCUAGUUUUUGAAUUACUGAGUAAAUGAUACGAAGCACUUUUUUUUUUUGGGUUGAAACUUUUUUUUGUUUGUUUGUUGGGGAAAUAAGAUUGUAAAAUCUUUCAACUCCCAAAUAUGGCAAUAUUAUUAAACUAUAUUAUUAAACAAC
Messenger RNA from Poecilia latipinna (sailfin molly), 2969 nucleotides. RefSeq names its product zinc finger protein 710. The transcript has 6 exons. The record is from RefSeq and is a predicted model, not a curated record. Gene Ontology annotation, molecular function: DNA-binding transcription factor activity; RNA polymerase II cis-regulatory region sequence-specific DNA binding. NCBI's taxonomy places the organism in Eukaryota, Metazoa, Chordata, Actinopteri, Cyprinodontiformes, Poeciliidae. Gene Ontology annotation, cellular component: nucleus. Gene Ontology annotation, biological process: regulation of transcription by RNA polymerase II. Bases 98 to 2296 code for a protein of 732 amino acids.